Fusarium coffeatum is the source of this 630-nucleotide messenger RNA. RefSeq lists its product as uncharacterized. The transcript is spliced from 4 exons. Bases 1 to 630 code for a protein of 209 amino acids. The record is from RefSeq and is a predicted model, not a curated record. Lineage: Eukaryota; Fungi; Ascomycota; Sordariomycetes; Hypocreales; Nectriaceae.
AUGAAGUUCUUCACUGUCUUCUCUGCUAUCCUUGCCUCUGGCACUGCCAUGGCUGCCUCUGUUCCCAACACCCGCGGCCUGUCUUCCACUCUUGCCACCCGAAACGUCGAGGUCCAGGCUAGCCCUGAGACCAGGGAUGUCAAGGAUGACAUUACCUCUUUCUUUGACUCUAUCAUCCCUACCUCUGAUGAGAAGAGCCAGACUCCCGAGGGAGUUGAGAAGCGUGAUGUUCUCGAGAACAUUGUCGGUGGCGUGAAGGGCCUUGUCCCAGGCGCCAAUGCAUCCCAGCAAAAGACAGACUACAACAAGCUCAUCAACCAUGGCUACAACGUCACUGCUGAAUACUUCGGCUCCGUCGAUCUCAACGCCAAGGCUAAUGUCGGCAUCGAGUGGGCUAUCGGCAAGAUCACCACCACCAUUCCUGGGGCUUCUAUCUUCAUAUCUCUUCUCAGCGGCUUCAAGAUCGCACUUGGCAAGCUUGACCUGAACGCUUGGGCUUCAAGCGCUCUGGCCAUUGUCGGCAAAUUCGUUUCUUCCACCGACUUCAAUGCUGCUAUUACCGCUGCUAUCAAGUUCUGCGAGAACAUUGCCAGCCAGGUCUCUGCUGCUUCGGCUUCGGCUUCGGCUUAG